GCGCUCUGGGAGUGCGCGCGGCCCCCGCCCUGGCAGCCGUGGCAGCCGUGGCAGCCGCCUGUCCCGCGUCCGCGUGGCGCCGGCGCUGCCUUUCCAUGGCCAGAAUUGAGGCUGUCGGCGGCGAGCACAUGGGAACCAAAGAGGAAUUUGUUAAAGUCAGAAAGAAGGACCUGGAACGGCUGACAACUGAAGUGAUGCAAAUACGGGAUUUCUUACCCAGAAUACUAAAUGGGGAGGUGCUGGAAAGCUUCCAGAAAUUAAAGAUUGUAGAAAAAAACCUGGAAAGGAAAGAGCAAGAAUUAGAGCAGCUGAAAAUGGAUUGUGAGCACUUUAAAGCCCGCCUGGAAACCAUGCAGGCCGACAGCAUAAGAGAGAAGAAGGAGAAACUGGCUCUUCGACAGCAGUUGAAUGAAGCGAAGCAGCAACUCCUGCAGCAGGCAGAGUAUUGUACAGAAAUGGGAGCAGCAGCCUGUACCCUCUUGUGGGGUGUCUCCAGCAGUGAGGAAGUCGUCAAGGCCAUUUUGGGAGGAGAUAAAGCUUUGAAGUUUUUCAGUAUCACUGGUCAAACAAUGGAGAGUUUUGUGAAGUCACUGGAUGGUGAUGUCAAGGAGCUUAACUCAGAUGAAAACCAGUUUGUUUUUGCUCUGGCUGGAAUUGUAACAAAUGUUGCUGCCAUAGCAUGUGGCCGUGAAUUCUUGGUUAAUUCAAGCCGAGUGCUCUUGGACACCAUAUUGCAGCUUCUGGGAGACUUGAAGCCAGGACAGUGUACCAAACUCAAAGUACUAAUGCUGAUGUCCCUGUACAAUGUGAGCAUCAAUUUGAAAGGCUUGAAAUAUAUCAGUGAGAGUCCAGGAUUCAUCCCUUUGCUGUGGUGGCUUUUGAGCGAUCCAGAUGCAGAGGUGUGCCUUCAUGUACUGAGGCUUGUCCAGUCUGUGGUUCUGGAACCUGAAGUCUUCUCCAAGUCAGCCUCUGAGUUCCGGAGCUCCCUGCCCCUGCAGCGCAUCCUGGCAAUGUCCAAGAGCCGCAAUCCUCGCCUGCAAACCGCAGCCCGAGAGCUCCUGGAAGAUCUCCGCACUCUGGAGCAUAAUGUGUAGGUGUGCUCGGCUACCAGGGUUUUGGUGAAAAUGCUGUCCCUCAUUUGAUAUUCCAAAACCAUCACCAUGUGCCAUUUGUUAGAGAUGGACACGAAUUGAUAUGUAUCCCCCAUAACUUGCCCUGGAAGUGAGAGUACCUGCCGGCGAUUGGUCAAGCUUGCCAAAGGAGAGGCCAUGAACGAACCUAUCCUUCUGGAAAAGUGGCCUGCGUCUGUGCUGGCUGGAAGAGGGCUUGCUCAGAGCAGCUUCUCACUGCUCAGCACGCUAUGACCCAUAAAAAAGCGAAGUUAAAUAACCAUCUGCCCCAUUGGUCAGCAUUUUUUGAAGAUACACUUCCUUGAAGAGCAAUUCAUUCUCUCUCUAGUAAUUGUAAUUAAUCCUCCCAAAAUGCAAGUUUACUUUUGUGACCUUUCGAUGAACCUGCUAUUUUGGAUGACAUUGGACAGUUUAGUUGUAUGUUUUUGUACCUCUUUUAUUUUUGAGUACAAAUAAAAGUCAGAAGAGUUGU
Messenger RNA from Saimiri boliviensis boliviensis (Bolivian squirrel monkey), 1602 nucleotides. RefSeq names its product heat shock transcription factor 2 binding protein (gene HSF2BP). The record is from RefSeq and is a predicted model, not a curated record. Lineage: Eukaryota; Metazoa; Chordata; Mammalia; Primates; Cebidae. Gene Ontology annotation, cellular component: cytosol.